AUGCCACCACCACUGUUCACGGACAACCAAGGUAGCAAAGCCGUUGGUGUGGUCGAUAGGAUGCAGGCGCGAAAGAACUCCAAGAGUGGCCAAAAAGGGCCAGAAGGCGAGCCGUCAAAUGAAUAUGGAGCUAUCAGGCGACUUGGAGACGAUAACCGUAGCGCAGUGAGGGAGUACAUCAACCAGUCUACAAAGAUUGUGCGGAUAGGAUGUCAUCUGCGUUUCAAGUACGAGUGCCUGAACAACAACGUGGUGCCCAGAAGCCUGUCCUGCAAGACCCUCGUGGACACUCCGUAUGGCCGCAAGCUUGCACGGGACUUCAGCCGCAACUGCCUGAAAGCCAGAAUCCAGGACAACAGGCAACAAAUACACCAAGUAAGACGUCGCGUGUAUGCGGCGGAAACCUGUCUCCGAUCGAAGCUCCGUCCCAAUGAUUUCCAUGACAUUAUCAGGGCGCGCAAGCAAGCUGAGGAUUUAGAAAGGAACAAAUGCAUCGAGGUUCAUCGCCACAAACUUGCUCGAUUGUUACAUCAUCGUCAGCCGGAACGUGACGGUUUCAGAGCGGUACAUAACCUUUCUUCGAGGCAACUGUCAGACAACAACAUCAGUCUGCUGUCGAAAGGCCUGAGCUUCGCGAUAGUCCCACGAAGAGUGCCGAAGUGGGACAUUAUCGCGGAGGUUGAGGAAAAGUUGCGGCACAUUCAGGACACGACGGGGGUGAACUUGGCUCGUAGCCGAAUCGUCAGUGUAUUGGCAGGUGCCAAAAGCCCUUGUACGAACCUUACCGCUGAGGAACGCGAUGCGCUCAAGGAUCUCAAGUCAGACAAUUCUAUUGUCAUCCUUUCUGCUGAUAAAGGAAAAGGCACGGUUUUGCUAGACCGAAGGGACUAUGAGGAGAAAAUGCACAACAUCUUGAGCGAUUCCUCGCAUUUUGUGAAGCUGACCCGUGACCCGACAGCAAAAUCGGAACGGCAACUGGUGGAACAGUUACGGGCACUCCGCAACAAGGGAAGCAUUGAUCAAGCGUUGUACCGCCGACUUUUCUUCGGAUGGGGCCACGCCAACGAUUUAUGGGCUGCCCAAGGUUCACAAGGAGGGCUGUCCUCUUUCCCCUAUCGUGUCCUUCGUUGGGUCACCAACCUAUAA
Molecule: messenger RNA, 1146 nt
Organism: Rhipicephalus sanguineus (brown dog tick)
Lineage: Eukaryota; Metazoa; Arthropoda; Arachnida; Ixodida; Ixodidae
Exons: 2
Coding region: 1-1146 (381 amino acids)
Source: RefSeq, a predicted model, not a curated record